AUGGAUGAGCAGCAAGAAAGCGAGGAUCUAGCCGUGGAAAUCCUCAAAAGUUUUAUCGAUACUCUCCCAGCUGAUGUGUACGCAAUCAAAGUCUCUCCACAAGGGAAUUUGAUUUCCAUGUCCAACGACCCCGAAGAUGACGAAACCUCUUGCGUGCAUUAUCCGCCUCUAGAGGAAAUUCAACGUCCUGAGGGUAUCAGAACAAUCAUUCGUUCUGAGCUAAAGGAAAUUAAUCGACUCGGUCCCGACACUGAUCUUAAAGUCGUCUUCAAAUACUACUUUAUUUUCCAGUUCAUUCAAAGGGUUUGGAAUGAACUGAAUCUGUGGAUGCGUCUCCCUCGGCACCCAAAUAUUGUUCCUUUCGAUCGGCUGGUGGUGGAUGAACUUAAGGGCCGCGUUGUUGGGUUCACAAGUGUAUAUAUUCCUGGCGGAACACUUGAAGAUAACCAAUCCCGCGUGUUCAAACUCAGAUGGUUUGAGCAGUUGACUAAUGUCGUGGACGUUCUCAAUCUGAAGCACGGCAUCAUGCAUCAAGAUAUUGCGACAAGGAAUUUACUAGUCGACCCGUCGACAGACAACCUGCAGCUAUUUGACUUCAACUUCUCGGGCCGCAUCGGAGGUCCCUGCUAUAUCGAAACUCGGAACGAUGUCAAUGGUGUUAUAUUCACACUGUACGAGAUCAUUACUCGCGAUGGCCAUUUUAGGCAGGUGCCCAACGAGGAACAGAACCCGGAUGAUGUUCAAGGGCUGUCCAGAUGGCCCAAGCAUCCAGAGGUACAGCUCGAUCAUCCGGUGUCGGAAUAUCGAUCAUAUCUCAAUCGUUGGGUGAAAAAGAGGCGGGAAGAGAGAGGUAUUUCUGUUUAUACUGAAGCGCCGGAGCCAAUCGACUGGCCUCCGCUCCAAACUCCGAGAAGAGAGUACACCGCCGUUGAUAAGAAAGGAAAUGAAAUUGUCCAGCUGGAAACGGAUUGGAGUAGAUUACGCCGCAACGAGAGAAAGAAAGGCAACAUCACGCUGGAAUGGCAACGCCCACCGCGGAACAAAGUUUUGCAAGAUGAUAGGAGUUAAGUGACAAUAACAAAUCACAAGACAACAGUGGAAAGGUCACCGAAAUAAUGUCUCC
Molecule: messenger RNA, 1123 nt
Organism: Colletotrichum acutatum
Lineage: Eukaryota; Fungi; Ascomycota; Sordariomycetes; Glomerellales; Glomerellaceae
Exons: 2
Coding region: 1-1068 (355 amino acids)
Biological process (GO): protein phosphorylation
Molecular function (GO): protein kinase activity; ATP binding
Source: RefSeq, a predicted model, not a curated record